AAAAGAAGAUGGAAGGAGCCAAGGCAGCGGCGGAUCCGCCGGCGGGUGGGCAGCUGGAAUCCGCGCUCCUCCAGAUAAUGCAGCAACACCACAACCAGUCCAUCCGCCAGCGCCAGCAAACCGAGAGGGCGAAGAAGAAUGCCCUGAGGAGCGCGUCGCGGGUCGCCGGCCACCUCGUAGAAGCCGUUGACGGUGGCGUGCAGGAGCUCUUCGUCAACGAGAAGCGCAUCGAGCUAGAGGCCCGCGCCCUGCUGGGAACCAUCACGCGGUACAGGAAGCAGACCGACCAGUGGCUCGCUGCCACCAACGCGGUCAACUCAGUCUUAAAGGAAAUUGGAGAUUUCGAGAAUUGGAUGAAGAUCAUGGAUUUUGAUUGUAAAAGUGUAAAUGCAGCCAUUCGUAACAUUCACCGGUCAUGACUUUGUCUGGUGCCUGGAUUAUGAUAUUGUGGAGCGUUUUUUCCUUGAUUUGUUUACAGCAAAUUUCGGACUUCGAAAACUGGAUUCAUAUAUUUUGACUGUAAACUUAUCAGUGCGGCCAUGUGUAAUAUUCGUCGGUCAUUAUCCUAUCUGGAGUAUGAUGCUAUGAAGUGUUCCUUCGCUCCCUUCUCUUCUCAGUUGGAUUUCUUUCAGGUGUGAACCCUCCUCGCUCUUGUAUAGAUUUAUUACCUCGUGUGUUGUAGACAUUUGAGAACCAAUUCUUACCAGGUGUACUGGGAAUGGUUCCUUAGCUUUC
Messenger RNA from Lolium rigidum, 735 nucleotides. Its product is annotated as biogenesis of lysosome-related organelles complex 1 subunit 1-like. Gene Ontology annotation, biological process: endosomal transport. NCBI's taxonomy places the organism in Eukaryota, Viridiplantae, Streptophyta, Magnoliopsida, Poales, Poaceae. Gene Ontology annotation, cellular component: BLOC-1 complex. The record is from RefSeq and is a predicted model, not a curated record.